This is a messenger RNA of Dryobates pubescens (Downy woodpecker), 1740 nucleotides long. RefSeq names its product proton activated chloride channel 1 (gene PACC1). Lineage: Eukaryota; Metazoa; Chordata; Aves; Piciformes; Picidae. The record is from RefSeq and is a predicted model, not a curated record. The transcript is spliced from 8 exons. The coding region runs from base 123 to 1175 and encodes 350 amino acids. Gene Ontology annotation, cellular component: cell surface.
CCGGCGCCUGCGUGGCCCUGCGCGGGCAGGGAGGCUGGGCUGGGGUUCUGUGUCACUGUGCUGUGCGGUGCGGCUGGGCUGUUUCCCGGCCCCCGCGGUGACCGCUCCCCGCUGCAGAUGCUAUGCUAAGACCAGAGGUGUCCGCAUCCUACCAAGAGCUGAGUGAAGAUGUGGAGCGAGUAUCUGAAAACCCAACAGACCAGAGAGGAGGAGAGAUGGAAGUUCAUGAAGAUGCCAGCUCUGUUAUUUUACCAGAGGGUGAACUGGGGACCACUGCCCCUUCUUUGCGUUUCAGCAAGACUUGCCUAAAGAAUGUUUUUUCAGUAAUUCUCCUGUUUAUUUAUCUGCUGCUCAUGGCUGUAGCUGUGUUCCUUGUCUACCAAACCAUCAGUGACUUCAGGGAGAAGCUUAACCACCCAGUGAUGUCUGUCUCUUACAAGGAAGUGUCCUUGUAUGAUGCACCCGGUAUUGCCUUUUACCCAGGCAAGGCUCGGCUCCUUAGCUGCAAGCAUCAUUACUAUGAUCACAUUCCACCUCUGGUAAAUCCAGGUCAGCCAGGAGACAUUGAGUGCACCACUCAGAGCAUCAACUACACAGAUCCUUUUACAAACCAAACUAUGAAGUAUGCUUUGGUUGUCCAAGGCCCUCGUGAUGUGAAGAAAAAGGAACUAGUGUUUCUGCAGUUUCAUCUAAAUGGAACAGACCAAGAUUUUAGUGCCAUUGACUAUCUCCUGUUUUCUUCUUUCCAAGACUUCAUCAAUAGUCCAGAAAAAGCAGAAUUCAUGAAGGACUGUGAGAGUUCCUACUCCAGCUGGAAGUUUUCUGGAGGUUUUCGUACUUGGGUCAAGAUGUCCUUGGUGAAAACCAAAGAAGAAGAUGGUAGUGAGACCGUUGAGUUCAAACAAGAGACUAGCGUGGUGAACUACAUUGACCAGAGAACCAAAACAAGCAGUGACCAGCUGUUUUUUGUGGUGUUUGAAUGGAAAGAUCCUUUCAUCCAGACUGUUCAAGACAUAAUCACAGCAAACCCCUGGAACAUGAUCGCUCUUCUUUGUGGCAUCUUUCUGGCUCUCUUUAAGGCAGCAGACUUUGCCAAGUUGAGUGUGAAGUGGAUGAUCAAAAUCCGCAAGAGACAUCUGAAGAGGAGAAGUCAAGCCAUGAACCACGUCAGCUGAGACUGCCUCUGAACUGUUCCUAGCAGGAGGGAUAGAGAAUAACUGGAGUAAACUCCCCUCAGGCAUUAGUGAUGCAAACCAGGGCUGUUUUCUUCAGGAAAAAAGGACAGCUGCAGGAACAGCCUCGUGAACUUCUGGCCUUUGACCUUCAGAAAGCAGCUAACUCUAGGACAACAGACUCUCAAACAAACUCGUGGUUCAGCUAACAAACUCAUGCUUUCCUAUUCCAAAUUUAACAAGCUUACCUCAGUUUUGGGGGGCACCAAGGGAGGAGGAGAAAAUUCACUCAUGCUCAGAAAAUCACCACCAUAGUGGUCGAGUUCUCCACCAAUGACCAGCAGUUGAAUGCUUCUUGGAACAGGUGAGCAAGUAACUUCUGCUUGAGCAGUGUGCUGCAUCUGCUGCUGCAAUGAAGUUACUUCCUUGGCAGGCUUAGUGGGAGGUAAAGCACUCAACAAAACUAACUGGCCUCCCCUCUCCACAGCAUGUGUUAAAACAGGAUACACUGGAAUUCCAUUAGGUGUCAUUUUUGACUUAAAGUAUAUUGACUUUAACAUUAAAAAAU